Nerophis lumbriciformis (worm pipefish) is the source of this 252-nucleotide messenger RNA. The record is from RefSeq and is a predicted model, not a curated record. Lineage: Eukaryota; Metazoa; Chordata; Actinopteri; Syngnathiformes; Syngnathidae.
AUGUCGAUUUUUCACGACGAAGUUGAGAUCGAAGAUUUUGAGUACGACGAGGACACCGAAACGUAUUACUUUCCGUGUCCCUGCGGAGACAAAUUCGCCAUAAGCAAAGAGGAGCUGGAAAACGGUGAGGACGUGGCCACGUGCCCGAGCUGCUCGCUCAUUGUUAAAGUCAUCUAUGACAAGGAGAAUUUCAUGUCUGGUGAAAUCAUUGAGGCCCCAUCAGAGAGCAAAGUGGCGCUUGUUCCCACCUGA